GGUGUGACUGGAAGCCCUUCCAGGCGAGGCCGUGACUUGGGUCCUAGGUCUGGGCUGGACGGUCCUAUCCCCCAUCCUUCUCGGCCAGCGCCCUGCCUGUUCUUCUCAGGCUCUUGUGAACAUCACCCCGCACAACAUGCCACCCGUGGGCCUUGCUCACCGCGCGCUGUGUCCCCGGCUGGAUUCGCUGUCCCAGCAGCUUGUGGCGCUGUUGCUGCUGCUGCUGGUGUCUCCGUGGGUAGACUGUACCCACAUCACUCAGAGCACCCCCAGCAACCUGACCACUCCUGGUAUUCCCAAUGCCGCCACCCGCGGCACUCCCAGUGACCCCCACCUGCGAGAGCGGGUGCGGACCCUGAUGCGAGACUUCCCACUUGUGGACGGCCAUAAUGACCUGCCUCAGAUCCUGAUGGAACUUUUCCAGAGCAAGCUGGAGGAUGUGAAUCUGCGCAAUUUCAGCCAUGGCCAGACCAGCCUGGAUAGGCUUAGAGAUGGUCUUGUGGGUGCCCAGUUCUGGUCAGCCCACAUUCCAUGCCAAACCCAGGACCACGACGCUGUGAAGCUUGCCCUGGAACAGAUUGACCUCAUUCACCGCAUGUGUGCUGCUUACCCUGAGUUGAAGCUUGUGACCUCAGCUCAAGGUCUGGACAGCACUCAGAAGCUGGCCUGCCUCAUCGGCGUAGAGGGCGGCCACUCACUGGACACCAGCCUCUCUGUGCUUCGAAGUUUCUACCUGCUGGGAGUGCGCUACUUGACACUCACCUUCACCUGCAGCACACCCUGGGCAGAGAGUUCCACCAAAUUCAGACACCAAUUCUACACCAACAUCAGUGGGUUGACAAGCUUCGGUGAGAAAGUAGUGGAAGAAAUGAACCGCCUGGGCAUGAUGAUAGACUUGUCCCAUGCCUCAGAUACCUUGGCGAAGCGGAUCCUGGAAGUGUCUCGGGCUCCUGUGAUCUUCUCCCACUCAGGAGCUAGGGCCGUGUGUGACAAUUUGCUGAAUGUUCCUGAUGAUAUCCUACAGCUUCUGAAAAAGAAUGGUGGCAUUGUGAUGGUGACGCUGUCCAUGGGGGUGCUGCAGUGCAAUCUGUUUGCUAAUGUGUCCACUGUGACAGAUCAUUUCAACCACAUCAGAACAGUCAUUGGCUCUGAGUACAUUGGGAUUGGUGGAAAUUAUGAUGGAUCUGGAAGGUUCCCUGAGGGGCUGAAGGAUGUGUCCACAUACCCAGUGCUGAUAGAGGAAUUGAUCAGACUGGGCUGGAGUGAACAAGAACUUCAAGGAGUCCUUCGAGGAAACCUGCUACGUGUCUUCAGACAAGUAGAACAGGUGAGAGACGAAAGCAGUGGGCAGAGUCCUGUGGAGGUCAAGUUUCCAGACAGGCAGCUGAGUAGCACCUGCCACUCCCACCUCCUGCCUCAGCCAGAGGAAAAACACCACAGUACACACCUGAAGGUGACCAAGCCACCAAUCAAGCAGAUCUUUCGAAAGCACUCAAAAGCCUCUCCAUCCCCCAUUCCAGGCCUCCUAGCUGCUGUCACCUGCUCAGCCCUCAUUCUCUGGUUCUGGUGA
Molecule: messenger RNA, 1570 nt
Organism: Nannospalax galili (Upper Galilee mountains blind mole rat)
Lineage: Eukaryota; Metazoa; Chordata; Mammalia; Rodentia; Spalacidae
Gene: Dpep3
Product: dipeptidase 3
Exons: 10
Coding region: 137-1570 (477 amino acids)
Biological process (GO): proteolysis
Molecular function (GO): metallodipeptidase activity
Source: RefSeq, a predicted model, not a curated record